Medicago truncatula (barrel medic) is the source of this 1773-nucleotide messenger RNA. Its product is annotated as oxysterol-binding protein-related protein 3A. The coding region runs from base 231 to 1613 and encodes 460 amino acids. Gene Ontology annotation, cellular component: cytosol; membrane. The record is from RefSeq and is a predicted model, not a curated record. The transcript has 10 exons. NCBI's taxonomy places the organism in Eukaryota, Viridiplantae, Streptophyta, Magnoliopsida, Fabales, Fabaceae. Gene Ontology annotation, molecular function: sterol binding.
AAUCCCAACUUUUCUUCGCUGUUCUCUCUAUAAAUUAUUAAUUACAUUAUUCUAUUAUUCUUAUUCCUAAAGUUAUUCUUAUUAUUAUUAUUGUUCAUUCAUUAUUUUAUACAAUAUUAAUCUCAUAUUUUAAUACCCAUUUGGAUCGUUAACUUUAGAUCCAAAUUCAUCAAAAAAAUUCACUUUUUUCGAUUGGGUUUCUAUUUUCAUAAGGUUUUUCACCGAUUUCCAUGGCACCAAUGGAUCCUAAACAAACUACUUCUUCUAGUAGUAGUGGUGGUGGUUUCUUUGCUUCUAUUGCUUCAACUUUCUCCAAUUUUGGCACUUCUGCGUCUAAAUCCGUUAAUGAUACUCCUGAGGGAUUGGAAGUUGUUAAUCCAGAAGGAGGAACGGAAGAUGCUGAAGAGGAAGCUAAGAAGGGACGAUGGAAAGACGAGGAACGGGAUAGUUACUGGAAAAUGAUGCAAAAGUAUGUUGGCUCUGAUAUCACAUCAAUGGUGACACUUCCAGUUAUCGUUUUUGAGCCAAUGACGAUGCUACAAAGAAUGGCUGAGCUCAUGGAGUACUCUUACCUAUUAGAUAUGGCGGAUGAGACUGAUGAUCCAUACAUGAGACUUGUAUAUGCCUCAUCAUUCUUUAUAUCUGUAUACUAUGCCUAUCAACGAACAUGGAAACCAUUCAAUCCAAUUCUUGGUGAGACUUAUGAAAUGGCUAACCACGGUGGCAUGUCAUUUAUAGCAGAGCAGGUCUGCCAUCACCCUCCAAUGAGUGCCGGGCAUGCUGAAAAUGAACAUUUCAUUUAUGAUAUAACAUCAAAACUGAAAACCAAAUUUCUUGGCAACUCGGCUGAUGUAUAUCCUGUUGGAAGGACACGUGUUACACUCAAAAGAGAUGGUGUGACGCUUGAUUUGGUGCCUCCACCUACAAAAAUUAGCAACUUGAUUUUUGGACGAACUUGGAUUGAUUCACCGGGGGAUAUGGUCCUGACAAAUUUGACUACGGGGGACAAAGUCGUGCUUUAUUUUCAACCAUGUGGCUGGUUUGGAGCUGGUCGAUAUGAAGUGGAUGGAUAUGUGUAUAAUUCCUCUGAAGAACCAAAGAUUCUAAUAACUGGAAAAUGGAAUGAAGCUUUGAGUUAUCAAGUUUGUGACCCUGAAGGAGAACCACUUCCAGGCACUGAGCUCAAAGAGGUUUGGAGAGUUGCUGAAACUCCUAAAAAGGACAAAUUCCAAUACACCUAUUUUGCGCACAAGCUUAACAGCUUUGAUACUGCUCCCAAGAAGUUGUUGCCAUCAGACUCUCGUCUUCGUCCUGAUAGAAUGGCCCUUGAGAAGGGCGACCUAUCCGUGUCCGGCAACGAGAAGAGCAGUUUGGAGGAGAGGCAAAGAGCUGAGAAAAGAAACCGAGAGGCCAAGAACCAGAAGUUCACUCCUAGAUGGUUUGAUCUGACAGAGGAAGUAACUCCAACACCUUGGGGUGAAUUGGAAGUUUAUCAAUACAACGGUAAAUAUACAGAACACCGCGCUGCUGUAGAUAGUUCUGAUUGCAUUGAAGAGCCUGAAAGUAGACCAGAAUUCAAUCCUUGGCAAUUUGAUAAUUUGGAAGCUGAAUAGGCAUUAUUGUGGAAUUCUUCCUAUUUUUUUAACUGCCAUUUUGUUAUUAUAAGUUUGUAAUUUAUCUCUUAUUUGAAUGCUUGAUAUUUGAUCUUGUUUCUUGGGGCUGUGUUAUGUUGUUGUAGCAUUUGAUCAAUUAAUAUUAGCUUUGUUAGUUCAA